AUGGAUGAUACCAACUGCUCCAUCCUAAGAAAUGUAAAGGGUCCUGUUUGUGAGGGAGAUAUACUGAUGCUGUUGGAAUCGGAACGUGUAGCUAGAAUAUUAUGUUAG
This is a messenger RNA of Staurois parvus, 108 nucleotides long. Lineage: Eukaryota; Metazoa; Chordata; Amphibia; Anura; Ranidae. The record is from the annotation of a GenBank genome assembly.